AUGCUAGGAAAUUCAGGUCUAAUAAACGAUGAAACACGCACUGGGCGACACAACGAAGCUCUACGGUGGUAUUCGCGGUCUUUGACUAAUCUACAACGCAAAAUCAAUCAAGGUACUGCAGAUAUUGUUGUGGUACUCGUUAGUUGUGCUAUUUUCAGCAUCAUUGAGGUUUUGCAGGGCAAUUUGUGGGCUGCUGUGAUGAUGCAAAAGCAUGCUACGGAUCUGAUCAUCAAUACUCUGACAAGGGCAGAAGAUACAAAGUCAACCAGAUAUGCCGCAGUGAAUAAAAUGGUCGUGCCGUUUUUUAUGCGAAUGGAUGCAUUUGGUCUGAUACUUAAUGAUGAUCUAGUAGUAUCGAAAAAUACGACACGAAUUUCCAGUGUUCUGAAACUUGAGACCGGGUUUACCACUUUAUCAGGAGCUGGGACGGCUCUAUAUGCUCUCGUCGCUGAGUGGAAAGUUUUCAAUCAAGAUGCUUUUCGGCACUUUCGGGGUGUCGUAGAUGCCCAAACCGCCGAAAAGGCAUACCUUACUGCAAGACAAGCAGAGCUUGAGAACCGCCUUUUGUGUUGGCAUAGACAAUUACUCUCGUUGGAAGCCAUGAACCAAUUCCAAAAUCCGCAGUCGAGGGGGGAUUCCUUGACUAGAAAAACAGGUGGCGCAAUUGCGCUCUUGUUGAUGGUUUAUACAAGCACGCUGAUUCAUACUCAAACCGCCCUCUCGGACAACGAAACAGACUACGACCGCUACCAAGCGGAUUUCGCACAGAUCAUAGAUUAUGCUCCUAUUGCAUUAACAGCAACCGCAGUCGACGAUGAUGGGGAUCUACAACCACAUUUUGCAUUUGAGUUAGGCAUUGGAUCGCCACUCUUCAACACUGUGCUGAAAUGUCGAUCACCCUCGUUACGAAGACAGGCGCUGCGGUAUCUGGCUCAGACGCCUCCUAUUCAGAGUAUAUAUACGGGUAUACACGCGGCAGACCUAUUAGCUGCUCUUGUCGCGAUUGAAGAGGACAAAUCACUCUAUGAGGCUACUAUAACCGAGAGUCAUAUUAACGGAAAGGUUAUUCUAGACACAAUACUGGCUACGCCGGGAAGGAUUCCCACGCUUACGGAGAGAGUACGAGACUAUAUGCUUCUGCCACCGGAAUCAACUGCAGAGACCCAGAUGUAUUUUUGGGUACGAUAUACUCGGAAUGAGGCUAAUGGGAGAGAUCGGAAAUGGCAACUUGUAGAGGAAGAAUCUCGAAUUCUAUCUAGACUUCAAUCUCGGUACAAAUAA
Molecule: messenger RNA, 1281 nt
Organism: Talaromyces amestolkiae
Lineage: Eukaryota; Fungi; Ascomycota; Eurotiomycetes; Eurotiales; Trichocomaceae
Exons: 1
Coding region: 1-1281 (426 amino acids)
Source: RefSeq, a predicted model, not a curated record